AAUUUUAUUUUUGCGUCUGUAAAGUUCUUUGACGUUGUCAAUUUGUCUACUUUUUUUGGUUCUGUUUUUCCCAUCUCUGAGAAUAAUUUGUCUAUAUUUAUUAAUCAACGUCAGUGUCAAAUAUUUAGAACCAAAUUUGCUUACUUCUAAGAUAUUGUGUUCUGUGUUACUUAUUGUCCAAUUCCAAAUUAAAAACACAUGAAUAUAAAUAAAUUUCCUAUCUAACAUGAUUUGAAUUUAAUAGUGACUGUAUUUAUGUCAAUGUACUGAGAAUAUAAUAGCCAAAAUGACGAUACAUAAUUUAUACAUAUUUGAUCGUUUCGGAACUCUUCUUUAUUACGGUGAAUGGAAUAGAACAAAACAAUCUGGAAUGUCAAGAGAAGAGGAAUGCAAGCUCAUGUAUGGAAUGUUAUUUUCAAUAAAAUCAUUUGUUGCUAAAAUAUCACCACUGGACCCUAAAGAUGGAUUUUUACAUUACAAAACUUCGAAGUACACCCUGCACUGUCUGGAAACACCGUCAGGAAUAAAAUUUGUCAUGAACACUGACAACCAAGCUCAGGGAGUGAGGGAUCUACUCAAAAAGAUCUAUGCUGAAAUAUAUGUGAAAUAUGCAAUUAGGAAUCCACUCUGUAAUAUUGGAGAGCCGAUAAAUAGUGAAUUGUUUAAAAGUAAACUAGAUGCAUUUAUAAAACAAACACCUAUACAUGCAGUUAGAGCCUCCUGAUAAAUAGUAAAAUAGUUGAUACUUAGUAAUAUUCAUAACCUAAUUAAUUAAUUAUUAUUUAAUUAAUUAGUUUAAUGUUCUAUGUUUAAUUGUAUAUCUUAUGAUUUUUCUAUGUACUUUUUUAAUAUAGUCACAGUUGAUGUAUAAUUACAAUAAUUAUAUUUAAUAUAAGAUUAGAGUAAUACAAACAUGUAAAGUAAUUGUAAAGUGGUUUUAGAAAUAAGUUCAUUUACUGUUCUAUACUUUAAAUCAGUCCACUAUGUGGUAUAAUAAAGAAACUAAAGAAUAUAACUGUAAAUUCAUUUAAAUUAAUAUCCUUAAUCUGAAAUUUUGAUAGUUUUGUACAUAAUAGCAAUAUACUGCUCAAGCCUAAUAGGUUGAUCAUAGAGUACUUAAUUACACAGAUAAUUUACACCCAAAAUAUAUGAUUGAUUGAUAGAAUAGUUAUGUGUCAUUCAUAAAAUUAAGGAUUGAUUUGAUAUAUUGUAUAAAACAGUUGCAAUAAUUUCUUAUUAGAUAUUUGUCAGCAAAAAUAUAUUUAGUUUAAUUCAUUUAACAGUUGCUCUUCAGAGUUGUAUGCUAUACAUAAAAUUAGGAUAUUCAAUGUGUUUGAAAGAAGAUUUUAAUUUUACUGUGUAUCUAUAUUAAUACAAUAUGUACAUAAUGUCAUAUA
This is a messenger RNA of Achroia grisella, 1397 nucleotides long. RefSeq names its product trafficking protein particle complex subunit 1 (gene Bet5). Gene Ontology annotation, cellular component: TRAPP complex. Lineage: Eukaryota; Metazoa; Arthropoda; Insecta; Lepidoptera; Pyralidae. Gene Ontology annotation, biological process: endoplasmic reticulum to Golgi vesicle-mediated transport. The record is from RefSeq and is a predicted model, not a curated record. Bases 287 to 724 code for a protein of 145 amino acids. The transcript has 2 exons.